GUUCCCUGCAUGCAUUCACCUGGAUUUAUUGCUUACAGGGAUUCGAAGUGUUGCUAGAACUCUGUCACUACUGGCCAUGAAAAAGUGUGCGGUCAAGAGCUCCUCACCUCCUUUGGUCCAUCAGAUCUCCAGUAUCUUGUCACCUGUCAACCAGAAGUACCUGGCCAGUAAAGGAUAUUACAGACAACAGGGUUGGCCUAAAGGCACAUUUAUUGAUGCUGAUGAUGAAAGUGCAGAUGAAUGUGCUGAUGCUGCAUCUCGUAGAAAAAACUUCCAGAAAACUAGACGCCAUUGGAGUAUGUGUGAUUCAAAUGAGCAGAAGGAGGAGUGGGCUGAAGAGAGGAGAGACCCUCACCUGAGCACCACCACGGAGUCCUCUACAGACAGUUUGGAUACACCUAACCCAGAAACAGAGAAAGCUUUUGAAGAGAUCCGUCGCCAGUACAAUGCCAGCUUGAGUAAAAGGUCUCUGUCUGCGGAGGAUUUGUUCCUGCCUGCCAGUGAGCUCAAGCCCAACUACUUUAUUUCCCCAGCCAGCUCACGGCAAGCCACAGUAGAAAAAUGUCCCACUCUAAAGGAGCAGAGCAGUGCUGAUGGGGACAAGAAACACAAUGAUAAAAAUAACAAUCAGAGCACUGAACUGGAUGGGAGUACCAAUGUGGAGAUCGUUGUAUCUGGGCCAGGUACAGACCAAACUGGGCUGGGAGCAGACCAACGCUGGGAAAAGUCACCUUUUAACCUGAGUGUUGCCACCAUCUAUAGAGCUUCAUCUGACUCGGGCUCCACCAGCAGCAGUGGAACCGCUGUUGGCAGUUUGAGUGUUGCCACGGCAACAGAUAACCUGGAUGCACAUCAUUUGAGUGCAUUCCUAGUGGAUGAGCCAGAUGAUCUGAGACAACGUUGCUCACGAGGUUGCCAGACUGAGCUCAUCCCUCAGCCACGCCCAGCAGGGAGUCAAGUGAAACUCUCUGCCCUUCCACCAUCCAUUAAUCCACUGGAACUGAUGAAAAGAUUACAGCACUCUCAAGAUGAACUGACCAGGAUGGGGAGUAUUCAAUCAGACAGCAGUGGCUUCUAUGAUACAGAAGAAGACAUUAAUAAGGGUUCCCAUUUAAGAUUAAAUGGAAAAAAGGCUUCAAUGCUUGCCUGUAAGUCAAAACAAGAAAUAGCAACACAAACAGUGGAUGUAUCCCAGAAUGUUCACACAGAGCCAGCCAGCUAUAUGACAAGGGAACCAGCCAACUUUAUCACAACUUGUUUCAUUCCUUCUGUUCAGCCUAGUUUCAUUCCUUCUGUUCAGCCUAGUUCUCUGUCUGAGCAUAGACAAGUGUUUGGUGAGCCUCAGUCAAGAGAUGCUGUCCACUCUGAUAUGAGCCAAUGGGGCCCAUGCCAGUCCAGAUGUGCUGGCCCUGUCAGGAACUUGAGACCUCUAUCUGUAGAGUUGGCCCAGGCCACAUCAGCUGCACCAUCAGCUGCACCAUCAGCUGCACACAGCUCUGUCUUGUCCAGUCUCUUCAUACAACCUGCUGCCAAUAGCCACACCACUCAAUUCCCUCCCCCUGCCACCAGUAGCCACACCACUCAGUUCCCUCCCCCUGCCACCAGUAGCCACACCACUCAGUUCCCUCCCCCUGCCACCAGUAGCCACACCACUCAGUUCCCUCCCCCUGCCACCAGUAGCCACAUCACUCAGUUCCCGGCCACCAAUAGCCACACCACUCAGUUCCCUCCCCUUGCUGGCAACUUACGAGGCCUGACCUCUCACAGCACACCUCGUCAUCUAGAGAGCCAACGCUCGUGUGACAUCCUGGAGGAUGACAUCAGUGAGAUUUUCCAGACUUGCAGUGAGGGCUGGCACCCAGCUAGAUGUUCCCUGCACUACUGUCAUUCUCUGCCUUCUCAAAGCUUGUCCAGAGAUGACCUUGACUCAUCUGGUGCAUCCAUCCAGUCCACCCCAGUCUCCACUUCAGCAGCACACAAAUUAGCUCGUUUGAUUAAUCGCCCAAUUUACUUUAAGGGCAGCAAAUGUCAGGGCAGUCAGUAUAGACCAAAGCAUUACUUCAGAGACUGGGGCCGUCUAGCUAAAAAAAAGAGGCUGCAAGAAGAAAAUCAUCUGCUGGAAUACGCCAUCCAGAAAUACAAGACUGAUAUCAGUCUGAUGGAAACAUCUUUCAUGAUCCAUUAUCACACUCUUUAUCAGGAUAUGACUGCAGAAGAAAGGGAUGAUAUCCAAGAACUGGAGUGGCUGUGGUCUGAGGUGAGAGCUCAGGUGAUGGAGAUGGAAAAGUUGCUCCUGGCCAGGAUAAGAUCUGUCCACUCCGGCAAUGAUUUCCACUCUCUGUUGUCCAGCUUGGGAAUCAUUGAUAGGAUGAUUGAGCUUCUAAAAGAGCAAGUCUACCUGCAGCAAAUUUGUCAUCAGGACAGUCAAGUGUUUGAAGAUGAUUCAAUAACACAUGAUAACAUAAGCCUAGAUAAGAUGAAGUCAUCAGUCAGCUCUACAGUCAUGCGGCAAGUUAAGAUGGAGAUUGAAGAGACAAGGAAAAAACUGGAGUCUGACUUAAAGGCCAGGGAUGCUGACAUUGAACAACUUAAAUCUCACAUUUCUUCAACCAGGCGAUGGGUUCCAAAAUCUAGGUCAAAAUUUGGUUUUAGUACCCCAUCACGAACAUUUAUUUCAAGCUAUGUAACACCAACAAGGUCAAGGUCACGUGUUGUUGAGGGGAAAGUUGUACAUGAGACUGAUGUGUAAAUCUUAUGUGACAGCCAUACAUACACUACACACUAUGUGACAGCCAUAUGCACACUUAUAUAUAUACAUAUAUAUAUAUAUAAUUAUAUA
Molecule: messenger RNA, 2839 nt
Organism: Physella acuta
Lineage: Eukaryota; Metazoa; Mollusca; Gastropoda; Physidae
Source: RefSeq, a predicted model, not a curated record